GAGAGAGAGAGCACGUAGAAGAAAAGAAGGAUGGGCAGGUUAAAAACUUCAGUGUUUGUUUCUCCAUGUGGACGAAGCAGCUUUUAGUUUUUAUCGUCGUUUGUUUUUUGUUUUUUUUUAGCCGUUAGCUGUAACCGCCAUUUCUAACGGUCGUUUUUUUAAACUUAAUGCGCGAGACAUUAACGGUUAUUCCAUAAAAGGGCAAAAAAAAAAGUAGGGAGCUGUCAACGCGCGAAACCAGGAGCUUAAUUUAUAUCUUUUUUUUUUUAAAAUAAAAAUAUUUUAUAUUACUUUUUUUGUUUGUUUGUUUGUUCGUUGAACUUACCUGUCAGCGUCUUUGCUUCCCGCCGCCGUCGCCGUCGCCAUGGAGAGUUACGGCCGUCACCCAGCAACGCACGAGUAUCCACAUCCUUUCAUUCACCAGGGCAUCGUCCUCGGCAGCAUCCUCUUCCCGAUCCGCGUCACCCUGGCGGCCCUCCUCUUCCUCAUCAUGUGGCCCAUCGCCCGACUACGAAUGGCCGGCCUGUCCGAGGAGGAGCGCUCCAGACCCGUCGAGGGCUGGCGCCGCUGGCUCCUCCACCCGAUCAUCUUGUCGCUGAGCCGGGCCACCUUCUUCGCACUGGGCUUCUUCUGGGUGAAGGUGAAAGGUCGCAUGGCGGACCUGAAGGAGGCGCCGGUGCUGGUGGUGGCUCCGCACAGCAGCUUUCUGGACAUGCUGGUACUGUGUCCGACCCAGCUGGCGACGGUGGUGUCGCGGUCGGAGAACAACAGCCUGCCGGUCAUAGGAGCCCUGCUCGAGUUCAACCAGUCCGUGCUCGUGAGCAGAAAGGAUCGUGAGUCGAGGAAGAAGGCGGUCGCCCAGGUCACGGAGAGGCUCACCUCCGACGGCCACUGGCCUCAGAUGCUGAUGUUUCCAGAGGGAACCACGACUAACGGCAGCGCUCUCAUCAAGUUCAAACCCGGUGCCUUCCUCGCCGGAGUCCCGGUCCAACCUGUUCUGUUACGUUACCCCAACAAGCUGGAUGCUGUUCGUUGGACGUACAAAGGAACAACCUGGGUUGAGGCACUGUGGCACACAACUUCACAGUUCUACACCAACAUGACUAUUGAGUUCCUGCCAGUUUACAAUCCUUCCCAGGAGGAGAAGAAUGACCCCAACCUGUACGCCGACAAUGUUCAGAAACUCAUGGCCAAGGCCCUCGGAGUCCCAGCUACAGAUUACGUGAUGGAGGGCCGAGUUCCCGUCAGUAAACUGGGUGGUCUCUCCAUCCCGCUGGAUUCACCCGCCAGGGAAACUCUCUCACUGCUGCACAGAAACGGUCUCGGAGCACACAAAGUGGAAGCGGCGCUGCACAGAAUGAUGGACAGGUGUCAGUCGGCAGCUCAGGCGUCGGUCCGAGCGAGUGCGGAGGAGCUCGCCUCGAUUCUUGGGCUGACGGACAGACAGACGGCCGUCACUAUCUGUGGCCUUUACUCUAAGGAUGACACCGUGGACCUCAGACAGAUCUAUUUGAGCGUUGCCGCUGUGUCGGGCUUCGUCAGCUUCAAGUCACUGCUUUACGCCGGGUUUACUCUGUUUGACAAAGAGGCCCGGGGCAGUCUGAGUGCAGAGGAGCUGUCUGGACUCAUGGGGGCUCUGCUGGGCUUUCCUCAGCACAACACUGCAGAGCUUUAUGCUCAGGCCUCCAACCAAGGCCAGCUUACUAAAGAACAUCUGCUGCAAGCGCUGAUGACCCAUCCGACCUAUCAGAGGGUGGUGAACGAGCACAUGCAGCCCGACGAGGUGUGCUCUCAGAUGACCAACGGCAAGGCCGUCAACAACAACGGGAACAUGCGGCAACGGAUCAGUAAAGAGCCUCAGUGAGGAUUUUAUUUUUCAGGGUGUAAAGUUUGAUGUGAGAAGGUUUCGCAUCCCAACGAGACAAAUUGAACCAGAAUAACCGUCGACAAAGGAUUGUAUUUUUAAAAAAUUGGUGCCUGGGUGUGUGUUUUGGAUGUAUGGAUGUAUUUUUACUGUGUAUUACUGUAACUUUUUACCACUUUGCCAACAUUAGAAAACCAAAGAAUGACUCUGAGGAGUGUGUGUGUGUGUGUGUGUGUGUGUGUCUAAGAUCAAAUCCUGUUUGAGGACUUGUGUUUAUGUUUACCAUUGUACCUUUAAUUAUCCUCAAAUCUUGUUCACGUGUUGUUCCAGAUGCUGUUAAAGGACUCAUUUACUUUUGUCAAAUGUCUUUAUUUAUGAUUCCCAUUUGUGUGUAUUGAAUUUUUGUUUUUUUUAAAAAGGUGACAUGGGUAUGUGCAAAAAGAACCGAAACUCUGUAAAUCAGUUUAUUACAUUUUUAUAUGAAUAUUAUUUAAAAGUAACAAAUAAACUGUGAAUUUCAAGAA
Larimichthys crocea (large yellow croaker) is the source of this 2388-nucleotide messenger RNA. RefSeq names its product lysophosphatidylcholine acyltransferase 4 (gene lpcat4). Gene Ontology annotation, cellular component: endoplasmic reticulum. The record is from RefSeq and is a predicted model, not a curated record. Gene Ontology annotation, biological process: phosphatidylcholine acyl-chain remodeling. The transcript is spliced from 13 exons. Gene Ontology annotation, molecular function: 1-acylglycerophosphocholine O-acyltransferase activity; lysophosphatidic acid acyltransferase activity. Lineage: Eukaryota; Metazoa; Chordata; Actinopteri; Sciaenidae. The coding region runs from base 365 to 1864 and encodes 499 amino acids.